Molecule: messenger RNA, 4050 nt
Organism: Nothoprocta perdicaria
Lineage: Eukaryota; Metazoa; Chordata; Aves; Tinamiformes; Tinamidae
Gene: DLL4
Product: delta like canonical Notch ligand 4
Exons: 11
Coding region: 307-2358 (683 amino acids)
Biological process (GO): multicellular organism development; heterophilic cell-cell adhesion; cell communication
Cellular component (GO): protein-containing complex; plasma membrane
Molecular function (GO): calcium ion binding
Source: RefSeq, a predicted model, not a curated record
UAAGCACUCCCCUUUGCGUCGCUCACCGAGUCCUCUCGGCUUUGGAGUUUAUUACAGCAGCUAAAGCAACCAGAGUUGGGUCGUGGGCUGCAGGAUUAAUUCCCAGAAGGGGACGUUUCCACACCUGGAUUUUUACCUUCUGAUUUCUGCUGGUGCUCGGGAAUACUUCAAAGAGCAGGUUGCUCCAGGAACCGCCGCGACGCCUUUCUUUUCCCCGCCAAGCGAGAAGCGCUUGCCCUGACCAUUUGAGGAAUACAGGAGGAAAAGUGAACCCACUCAGAAUUGGAAGCCUUGAGUAACACAAGGAUGACAGCCUUGCGCACCUUUGGCUUGACGUUUCUGUUAAUGAUAUUACAGCAGAGGGUGUCCGGCUCCGGCGUCUUCCAGCUGGAGCUGCACGAGUUCGUGAACAGCCACGGGGCUCUGGCCAGCGGGAAGCCCUGCUCGCCCCACUGCAGGACCUUCUUUCGCGUUUGCCUGAAGCACUUCCAGACAGUGGUGUCCCCGGGUUCCUGCACUUUCGGCAGCAUCAUCACCCCAGUUCUGGGAAUAAACUCCUUCAGCAUCAAGGAUACAGAGCGAUUUGACAGCCCCAUUAAGUUACCCUUUAACUUCACGUGGCCGGGGACCUUCUCGCUCAUCAUCCAGGCCUGGCACGCGCCCGCCAACUACCUGCCCGAAGGCUCCCGGCUGCCUCCCGAGGACUGGCUCAUCAGCCAGAUGGCGAUCCAACGCUCGCUGGCCGUGGGCGAGGACUGGUCGCAGGACGUGCAGAGCGGCGCGCAGACCCAGCUGCACUACUCCUACCGGGUGGUCUGCAGCGAGAACUACUACGGCGAGAGCUGCUCCCGCCUCUGCAAGCGCCGCGAUGACCGCUUCGGCCAUUACGUGUGCGAGCCCGAUGGCAGCCUCACCUGCCUGCCCGGCUGGACCGGCGAGUACUGCACGGAGCCCAUCUGUCUGUCUGGAUGCACUGAACAGAAUGGAUACUGUAACAAGCCUGGAGAGUGCAUCUGUCGUCCUGGAUGGCAAGGCCGCUACUGCGAUGAGUGCAUUCCACAUAUAGGCUGCCGCCACGGGACUUGUAAAACACAGUGGCAGUGCAUAUGUGAUGAAGGAUGGGGUGGCCUCUUCUGUGACCAAGACCUCAACUAUUGCACUCACCACAGACCAUGCAAAAAUGGAGCAACCUGCAUGAACACAGGCCAGGGCAGUUACACAUGUUCAUGCAAACCCGGCUUUACUGGUGUGGACUGCGAACAUGAGAUCAGCGAAUGUGACAGCAACCCUUGUAGGAAUGGUGGUAGUUGCACGGACAUGGAGAAUGGUUACCACUGCCUGUGCCCCCCUGGAUACUAUGGAACUCACUGUGAGCACAGUGCUUUGACGUGUGUGGAUUCCCCAUGUUUUAACGGCGGCACAUGCUUGGAAAAAGAACAAGGGGCCAGCUACACUUGCCUUUGUCCUCUGGGCUUCACAGGGUCAAAUUGUGAAAAAAAAGUAGACAGGUGCACAAGCAACCCAUGUGCAAAUGGCGGCAAUUGCUUUUACCUGGGUCAGAUUCGUGUGUGUCGUUGCCGGGCUGGUUUCUCUGGUCAGAAAUGUGAGAUAAACAUCAACGACUGUGCCAGGAACCCAUGUUCCAAUGGGGGAACUUGCCAUGACCUGAUCAACGACUAUACCUGCACGUGCUUGCCAGGCUAUAGUGGCAGGAACUGUGACAUCAAAACCAGAGACGAAUGUGCUUCUGGGCCAUGUGAGAAUGGAGGCACAUGCUACAGCGGGCUUUAUAGUGCCAACUUUGUCUGCUACUGUCCUUCUGGCUUCAUGGGGAACCGCUGCGAGUUACCAGUUUAUACAGUGCCUGUUACACUUCCUCCUAAACCAGUCCCCUGGAUUGCUAUAUCCAUGGGGGUGGGACUGGUGGCUUUGCUCAUACUGUUCUGCAUGAUAGCCAUGGUCAUCAGGCAGAUGAGGAUGCACCCAGAGCAGGAGUUGGAGACAAUGAACAACCUGUCUGACUUCCAGAAGGACAAUCUCAUUCCAGCUUCACAGCUCAAAAACACCAAUAAAAAUAAAGACCUCGAAGUGGACUGUGGGCUGGAAAAAUCAAACUACAAACCCAAGAACCAUAAACUGGACUAUAAUCUGGUAAAAGACCUGACAAGUAGAGGAACACAGGAGGAUAAAUACUACAAAAGUGAAAAGUGUUUAGGAGAAAAAACCCCCCUCCGACUACACAGUGAAAAGCCGGAAUGUAGAAUAUCGGCGAUAUGCUCUCCAAGGGAUUCAAUGUACCAGUCUGUCUUUGUGAUAGCAGAAGAAAGGAACGAGUGCAUCAUAGCCACAGAGGUAUAAGACUGAAGAUCAGUCCAUUUGCACCUCAGAUGGGUAAUGCCAGUAGAUGGACGUUCCUGCUGCAUUGUUUACAAUUCAGAACUGGAUCAGACUGUUUUUAAUUACAUGCAACUUGCUGCUCUCAGGCGGAGGAUGGAACUGGGUGAACUGGACAGACUGUGAAUUUACAGAAAGAUGCAAUACACCUUUUUGUUCUUACUGCCCUUGUUUGAAGUUUGAUACCAGAAAUCUCAUUGGCUAUUAAAGAGGGGAGGCAGAGGGAAAAGAAAGGGGUUUAAAAUGCUGUUGUUUUGAUACGUUUUUAAAGAUUCUGAGGCCAGUUCCUCAAGGACAGACCCGUGGCUUUCCAGAACUCUGAUUAUGGGAGGUGCCAGUUGAGGAGGAGGCACUGAACUGUCACAGAUGUUGCAACGGAAGGUGUGAAGAAAGACACAUUGCUAUGCAGAUAAUGGAUACAAAAUAAAUGAGAUCUCCAUUUUUUCUUCUGGGUUUAGAAGUGCCUAAAAUGUGUCAAGAGAAUCUUAAGGAGCCCAAACAGACACUUGACUGCUAUAUAUGCAGUUACCUGAACAGUAUUGGGCAGGAGUGAUUGACUCUUCCUGCUAUACAUCUAUUUGCAUCUCCUCUCUCCUGCUGCAUGUAUUGGAGACAGUUCAAGGGGUGAGAGGAGGAAGGAAAGAGGGAUACAGAAUUUACAUUUCAUCUCAUUUGGUGAUGCUUUGGAGAACUGAUUGACACAAGCCACGAUAUGGGACAGGAUUUUCAUGGAUUUAAACCCCUGAGAAGGGAAAGGUGUGAUGAGGAAUGUCUACUGCCUCUUCCCCAUUACGAGGAGAGACAUAAUCCCAGCCUUACAAAUGCGUUUAAAAUCAAUCAGCUUCUAGGACCUAUGCGGGCUGAGCUGUCUCAGCUGUUUUAUGGCCUUUGCACUACCAGUGAUUGUGAAUGGAAGUUACAUUUUUCUUCUCCUUCCUCAUCCUCUCUCCAUCCCUUAUUAUGCAAAUUUGGAUUUUAUGUUGUGUUUCUGAAUUAUGUGCCACCUUCUACUGUAAAUAGUCUCAAAGUCACAGCUGUAGCUUUCUGAAGGAGGGAUAUUAUCACUGCCCCUAAUUCCCUGUCUGGUUGCAGAACUCCUGCUUCUCUUGUUCCAAAUGGCCAACUGAGAAGCCUCCACCGAGAAGGCCCCUGCCACAGGUGGAGAUGAGGGCGAGAAGGUGCUAGGCUUGUCCCACAGCCUUCAUACAUACCCGCCCCCUGCCACAGGCAAAAGGGCAAGGCUGCCCCUGGAAACCAGAGGCAAACCUCAACUCUUCUCUUAGACACUUAUUUACCGCAGUAAUAGUGACAACCCCAUGGGAAGUGCUGUGACUGUAAAAAAGAUGAGACUUCGAGGUGCGGCAGAAUGAGGAGGGAGGAAACGAGACCGCUUCAAAGAAACCUGGACUGUGCUCUCUCUUGGACAGUGAUAGUCCUGCCCUUGUAAAUCCCGUCGUUGGACUAGCCCAUCUACUGCUUUGGACUGUGCAGACAAGGCCCUUUCAUAAUGUCCACUACUGACCUUCUGCUCUGACUGUGUAGGACCAAUUUGAAGAUGACCUUCAGAAAUCAAUAAUAUGGGUUUUAGUUUGUCUGUCUGUAGUUUAUUUUGAAGUCUAGUAUUUCAGUAAUUUAAAAAAAUCAGAAGCACUGAAC